AUGAUUCAGCCUCGUUUCCAACCGGGUCAUGAUCCGGCCAGAAAACUUAGACCGUUAUCUCUUCCAGAUAAAAUCUGCGAGAUAUUCUCAUAUCUCACGAGAAUUUCUCUCCUCUUUUGUCUCAUUUCAUCGAUAUCUCUUGUCCUCUACACCGCUUUUUUCUCCAACAACCAGACUCCAUUGAGGCUCCGUUUCCCCCACCCUACCCGAACUGGAACCCAACUCAGACCCGGCCCGCCAACAAACAUCUCCCACAUCCUUUUUGGCAUCGGUGGAUCAAACGCCACUUGGCGCGAUCGUAGCCGUUACAGCUCCAUCUGGUGGGUCCCGAACGUCACACGAGGGUUUGUUUGGCUUGACGAAAAACCCAACAAUACUCAGACCAAUAAAAACGUGCCGGCUGUUAUGGUUUCAUCUCCAGAGUGGACCCGGUUUAAAUUUUCCAGCUCAAGAUCAGCGGUCAGGAUUGCAAGGAUUAUAAGUGAUAGCGUUAAAUUAAGGUUGCCUCAUGUGAGGUGGUUUGUAAUGGGAGAUGAUGAUACUGUGUAUUUCACUCACAACUUAGUUUCUGUGCUAUCGAGGUACGAUCAUAAUCAAAUGUGGUACGUUGGAGGGAAUUCUGAGAGCGUGGAACAAGAUACGAUGCAUUCUUAUGAUAUGGCUUUUGGUGGCGGUGGAUUUGCUCUUAGUUAUCCACUGGCUGAGAGAUUGGUCAGUAUAUUGGACGGUUGUCUUGAUAGGUACUAUUAUUUCUACGGUUCUGAUCAGAGGAUUUGGGCUUGUAUCACUGAGAUUGGCGUGCCGCUUACCAGAGAACGUGGGUUCCACCAGUUCGAUAUUAGAGGAAGCGCAUAUGGUCUCCUAGCAGCACAUCCUCUAGCCCCUGUUGUAUCCCUCCACCACCUUGACAAUUUGGAGCCACUGUUCCCAAAUCGCAACCGAAUAGACUCGCUUAAAUCCAUAAAUCAGGCAUACCAGGUUGACCCGGCCCGAAUUUUUCAACAAACAUUUUGCCAUGACUACAAGCGGAAAUGGUCAAUAUCCAUAGCAUGGGGCUACACGGUUGAGCUGUACCCCUUAUUGUUGCCAGCCAAGGACUUGCAAACACCGGUCCAGACGUUCAAGACGUGGCGGAGUUGGAGUGACGGACCAUUCACAUUCAAUACUCGACAGAUGGAACCUGACCAUUGUAAACAACCCAUUGUUUUUAUGCUCGAGCGGGCUGAGGAAGUGGGCAUUAAUGGGUCCUUUUCUAGUUACGAGAGGACUGUGCAUAAGCCAGAUAAGACUUGUAAUUCAACAAGCUAUGCCCGAGCGAUGUCGGUUCAGCGAAUUCUUGUAUCCUCCUUGAAAUUGGGGCCAGAUUAUUGGAGAAAGGCACCAAGAAGAUAUUGCUGUGAGUUAAUGAAUAAAGGGAGCAUAAAGAAUAGUGUGAAGAUUAGGAUUAGAAAAUGCAGAAACGGGGAAACUAUUACUUCUAGGCUAGAUUAG
Messenger RNA from Dovyalis caffra, 1491 nucleotides. Lineage: Eukaryota; Viridiplantae; Streptophyta; Magnoliopsida; Malpighiales; Salicaceae. The record is from the annotation of a GenBank genome assembly.